AUGUUCAUGGUGACUGACAAUUUGACCAUUACGCCUUCGUCUUCAUCCUCUGCCUUUUCUGUUCUCAGUAACCUGAGUAUUCCUUUAUAUGAAGUUAGAGAACUGGAGCUGGUUGUUGGUGUUGAAGAGUUCAUCUUGAAAGCCAUGAGAAAAAAGCAACAGACUAAUCCCAAAGAUGUGAAGUUCAGCUUGAAAGCCAUGAUAAACAAGCAAAAGACUAAGGUUCUAUAUGUGGAGGCUGAUAACGAUUUCUUUGAUGUUCUGUUGAGCUUCCUGGCAUUGCCGUUGGGAACUAUUGUUCGAGUCUUGAAAAACCAUUAUGGGGAUGAAGUCCCUUUUAUGGGAAGCCUAACCACUUUGUACAAUGGCUUGUACAAUUUGGACAGUGGCCUUUUCAGGACACCAGACUGUAAGAACCUGCUUCUCAACCCGAUAAGCUCGUCUCAGGCAUUACCGGAAUGCCGUAGGCUGAAAAUCAAGGUCGAUGAGACGAAGCGCACAAAGUACUUCAAAUGUGGAGAUGUAAAUUGUAGCUUUAGCAAAUUCUCGAAUGUGGGCUUGUAUUUCAGUGGAUUGAAGUGCGAUUGCGGGAAGCCAUUGGACAAAGCAAUUUACCGGAGAGGUGUGUAUUAUGAUGAAGAUGGUGUGUAUUAUGAUGAAGAUGGUGUGUUUAUUACAAGUAAAGUCUCCUUAAUUAUCAGUGAUGAUCUCCAAGUAUUGCCUAAAGGGACUGGUUCUACUGCUCAAAUUCUCCGCAAAUUCGGCAUAAUUGACACAGUUGGAAUCGAGGAAAGGAAUCUAACUUUUGGACUCAAUGAGAUUAUGGAUUUGCUGAAGGGGUCAUUAUUGUGCCAAGCUCCACUCACGGAACUCAUUCUUGGAAUAAAACCGAACGACUAUACUGAGGUUAACUGUGAGAUAGGUGGUAUUCUACCAAUUGAUGAGAUCAAGUAUCUGAUACAAACUUUUAACUUUAAGAAAUUGACUCUGAAAGCCAUUUUGCAAAGAUCCAGUAAUAAACUGCUGUUUGCUGAAGUCGGUGAUGAUUUUGUCGAUUUUCUAUUUACCAUGCUGGCUGUUCCUCUAGGAGGGGUCGAGCUAUUAAUGGGCGGUGACACUUUUCUUAAAAAUAUAGACAAUUUCUACAAAAGCGUAGGGGAUUUGAACGGUGACGAUUAUUUUAAGAACAAAAGAAAAAUAAGGACCCAUCUACUCGAGCCCAAGUUACCAUUUUGUUACAUUUCGAAAAGGCACUUUCCCUCACCAUCCCACAAAGAUUUCCCUUCUUUGUAUUUUUAUCAAUAUGUAGGAGGUGGCUAUUUGUCACAUUCGCGCUAUGUUGGCUCAUCUGUGGGUAUUAAGGUGACCCGUUAUAAGUUUCCGGAAGGCCAGGCGAGUUGUUUAAAUCUGUCUGAUUUUAAGUUUUUAGAAGGGCCAGGAAAUUAUGGAAAAUAUGUAGAAGGACCAAUGAUGUUUACGGUGACUGACGAUCUAACCGUGAAGCCCUCAUCUUCUGCGUUGGGCAUUUCAAUUCUCAAUAGCCUGAAAAUCCCGUCAUCUGAUGUCAAGGAACUGAAGUUGGUUGUUGGCUUGGAAGAGGUAACAUUUGACGUUGAAUAUGCUCUCUUUCGCUCUUUAUCAUGGUUUAUACUGAGCUUCAUUUUGUGUUUGGUGCAGGCUAUGAGCAUACUGAAAGCAUCUUUGACUUCGUCUCGCGCAUUAACCGAUGGCCUCAGAGCGGAGGAUAUAUAUGAUCAGAACUUGGGGUCGUGCGUAUUCACGACUAGUCCCUCUUUUAGCAAUUGCAAAGUGCUUGGCUACAUAAUGUCUGAACCCAAGGACUUCAGGUUCACCUUGAAAGCCAUGAUAAACAAGCAAAAAACUAAGGUUCUAUAUGUCGAGGCUGAUAACCAUUUCGUUGAUGUUCUGUUAAGCUUCCUUACACUGCCAUUGGGAACUAUUGUUCAACUCUUGAAAAAACACUAUGGGGAUGAGGUCCCUGUUUUGGGAAGCUUAACCACUUUGUACAAUGGCUUGCACAAUUUAGACAGUGGCCUUUUCCCUUCACCGGGCAAUAAGAACCUGCUGCUCAACCCGACAAACCCGUCUCCGGAGAACUGUUGUAGACUGAAAAUCAAUAUUUAUGGCACGCAGCCAACAAAUGACACGAGAGGUGUAGAUGCUAAAUAUGGGUUGUUCAUUAAAAGUAAAUCAACCUUAAUAAUCACUGAUGAUCUCCAAGUAUUGCCUGGUGUGAUGGGUUCUGCUGUGCAUAUUUUCCGCAACUCAGGCAUUACAGACACUAAGGGGAUUGAGGAAAGGAAUCUGACUUUUGGAUUCGAUGAGAUAAUGGAUUUGCUAAGGGGGUUGUUGUUUUCCCGGUCUCCACUCACUGAACUCGUUCUUGGAAAAAAGGCAAUUCACAAUAUUCCGGUCAAGUGUGAGGGAGGUGGUAUCCGACCCGCUAAUAAUCAGAUCAAGCAACAGACAGAAAUUUGUAACGUAGAGAAAAUGAGAGUGAAAGCCAUUUUGCAAGAAUCAACUAAUAAGCUACUGUUCGUUGAGGCUGAUGAUGAUUUUGUAGAUUUCCUAUUUAACCUGCUGGCUCUUCCCCUGGGAGGGGUCGAGUGGCUGCUGGGCAGUGACACUCUUCUUAAGAAUAUAGACAAUUUUUACAAAACCGUAGAGAAUAUACAACGUGACAAGCUCUUCAAUAUGACAGAUGAGCUACUCGGCCCUAAUUUUAAAUACUCUUAUGGUUCAGUAGUGUCUAUAUCGAAAUUUCCAAAAUGGCGAUCACAAUAUUUUUAUGGGCAAAUCAUGUAUAUGGUGAUGGACGAUUUAACUGUAACGCCCUUGUGUACCUGCUCUGGCAUUUCCAUUCUCAAAAGCCUGAAAAUCCCAUUUUCCGAUGUCAAGGAACUGAAGCUUCUUGUUGGCUUAGAAGAGGCUAAGAGCAUACUGAAAGCAUCUCUUACUUCAGCUUGCGCCUUAACCGAUGGCCUCAUCAAUCCAGUAUUAAUGAAACAACCUAAGCAAGAGAGCUGA
Messenger RNA from Striga asiatica, 3048 nucleotides. The record is from the annotation of a GenBank genome assembly. Lineage: Eukaryota; Viridiplantae; Streptophyta; Magnoliopsida; Lamiales; Orobanchaceae.